Molecule: messenger RNA, 3018 nt
Organism: Suillus clintonianus
Lineage: Eukaryota; Fungi; Basidiomycota; Agaricomycetes; Boletales; Suillaceae
Product: Rad4-domain-containing protein
Exons: 11
Coding region: 59-2947 (962 amino acids)
Biological process (GO): nucleotide-excision repair; mismatch repair
Cellular component (GO): nucleotide-excision repair factor 2 complex; nucleus; XPC complex
Molecular function (GO): single-stranded DNA binding; damaged DNA binding
Source: RefSeq, a predicted model, not a curated record
AAUCGUGACUCGCGGAAGAAGAUGCCGUUUGGCUCUUGUCCACCAACCAAGUUUUGCCAUGAUGCUAGACGUAUCAGGAGAUAGCAGUGACGAAGACUUUGAGUGGGAGGAGGUUGACGUUCCUCAGCAAAUUCAUGAAACCAACCCAGAGUUAGAACUCCAGUUGGAAGGACCAGCACCACGCGCGAACAUUGAAAUCACUUUACACUCUGGGACGAAGAAGAAGGAUGAUUCUAAGAAGGCGGCGGCAGCGGCAGCACGAGCCCAACGCAUCCUGAGGACUGGAACCCACAAGGUCCACACUGUCUGUCUUCUUGCAAAUGCAAGAGUGCGGAAUAAGUGGCUGAAUGAUGAGCUUCUUCAUGCUCGAUUGCUCUCCUUAACACCGCUUCAUCUUCAGAAUAGUUUUGCCCUAAUACACAAAUCUCGCGUACCCGACCAGAAUAAGCGAGGCCGGUUAUUCGAGACCACCGUUACCCGCUUGGUGGAAUGGUGGACGGGCACAUUUUUCUGCGUUCUUCCUACAGGACACAUCAGGAACAGGACUUUCGACGAGAACGAGCGUGAGCUUGCCUUACGUGGAAACGCGAUUUUUGAAGACGAGGAAAGCGAUGACGGAGAACGUAUUCGGAGUCCGAACAGUCUUAUGAAACACGCCUUGAUGCAAAGUGGCUCUCGUGAUACAAGUGCGCAGUUGUUCACAGCAUUGUGUCGAGCAUUGGACAUCCCCGCUAGAUUGGUUACUAGUCUCCAGAGCAUUCCAUGGCAGUCUGGUGUCGGAAAACCCAAACUCAAACCUGCCAACAAAAACCGUCCACCAUCUGGACAGAAGGGGAAGCAGAGAGCCGGAGACACUGAUGUUUUAUCGCAAGACAGCGAAUUCGAAGACGCGAAGGCAACUAAUCCCCAGUCUCCAGCAGCAAUAGAAACAAAUCUAGGCCACUCGUCUCCUGGGGAAACUUCAACUCAAGCCAAAGGAAAAGGAAAAGGAAAAGGAAAAGAGAAGGCGCGGCCGGUCAUCUAUCUCAGAAAACCCAAAAACCACUCUGAAAAUCGAGCGGGCACGCCCAUUAGACCCAGAGCUGCCCUUGACCCUACAACUACCCCUCCUAUAUUCUGGACAGAGGUCUUUUCACGUGCAGACGGCCGGUGGCUGCCUGUCGAUCCUAUUCGCGGUUUCGUCAACAAACGCCAUGUAUUUGACCCCUCCGCUGAGAACACGUUCAGGAAUGGAGUACCGCAAGAGAAUCGCAUGGUUUACGUGGUUGCCCUAGAAGAGGAUGGUUUCGGCCGCGACGUGACAGCACGGUAUGCCAAAGACUAUACUGCUAAAGUGGCGAAGGUGCAAAGAGUUGGGAUAGGCAGGCGAAAAGAAUGGUGGGAUGGUCUCGUACGGCUAGUGACCAGACCCUAUAGAUUGCAACGCGACGAGACCGAGGACGCAGAACUGUACAACCAUCAGCUUACCGAGGGCAUGCCCACCACAGUUGCCGGAUUCAAAGGUCAUCCUUUAUAUGCCCUCUCACGGCACCUCAAUCGUGAAGAGGUUAUUGAUCCUCCUGUCGAGUUGGGCAAGUUCCGGGGCGAACCUGUGUAUCCUCGAUCUUCGGUCAUAUCUCUGAAGACCGCGGAAAACUGGAUGCGUCAAGGGCGCGUGGUUCGAGAAGGCUGUCAGCCCAUGAAGAUGGUGAAGCAACGUGCUGUCACUAUUGGCCGCAAGCGGGAAAUGGAGCUUGCACUUGAGAAAGCAAGAACAGAUACCCAUGGUGGAGAUGGUCAGGAGGACAUGCAAGGUCUAUACGCAAGGUCUCAGACGGAGCUUUACAUGCCAAAGCCAGUCGUUGACGGAAAAGUCCCUAAGAACGAUUUUGGGAAUAUUGAUCUGUAUGUUCCGUCGAUGCUCCCUGAGGGUAGCGUUCAUAUUCCAUUCAAAGGUGUUGCCAAAGUGGCCAAAAGGCUUGGCUUUGAUUAUGCAGAAGCAGUGACCGGUUUUGAAUUCAGGAAUCGGAGAGCUAUCCCGAUAAUUGAGGGAAUUGUUGUGGCCGAGGAGAACGAAACUAUUAUAGUGGAGGCCUUUUUGGAAGCCGAAAAUGAUGCAGAAGAGAAAGCGCGUGUCAAACGUUUGGAUCAAGUUCACAAGCGUUGGAUACGUCUCGUGCAAGGGCUUCGGAUUCGAGAUCGUCUCCGCAAGCAAUACGCAUCCAAUACGGAUGAUGCAACGCCGCAGCAUUGGUUGGACACGCAGAAUGCUGAGGCACAUGAAGGCGAGCAACAACCAGGAGGGUUCCUCACCACCGCGGACGAUGUGGUGAAGCCGUUCCAUCUCCCAAAAAAUCAGCACACCGUUUUGCCCUCGUCUUUACUCUCUUCAACCACCGGUGACGAUGGCGCCGAAAUCGACGAGGCUGUACCCGAACAUAGUGGUGUUGCGGUGUCUUAUACACAUCCCCGUGGUUCGCCGCUUCAUUUCGCCGAAGAUGUGCAGAUGGGAGAGGUAUCUGCUGAAGUGCCUUCUCGGCGGAGUAAUGCAGUGCCUAAGUCCAUGCGCGAGCUGGCCGAAGACGACCUGAGGAGACGGGCCUCGGAGAUCGCCCCUUCAAGUUCUGAUGAGCCUGAACGUCAGUCGCGUUCUACUCCCGCUGAGAGGACAACGAAGGGCGGGCGAGUGAAGGCGCUAAUGAAGAGUGGUACUAAUACCCCUUCUAAGCGCAACUCGUCUGUAAAGCGGAAAAAUGGAAAGAAGCGGAUCAGAGAAGACACCGAUAGCGCAUCAGAGGACGAUCAUAGAUUCGACAAUGCGGCUUCUACACGUGAUGGGAAUUCCAGUAAGGGAAACUCAGCCACGACGCCCGGCAGAGUCCUACGGCCUCGCCCGCAGAAGAACACUGCUAAAUUGCGUGAAGAAGCUGAGUUAGAACGAGCGUUUAGAAGAGCGAUAGCAGAGUAGAUCCGUCGGCAGGGACUUCUCCGUACUUUAUAGCUUUAUGGUUUUUGUCAUCAAUCUAUUAGCAGCAAUUU